Homo sapiens (human) is the source of this 3424-nucleotide messenger RNA. It is a transcript of the gene MTG1, whose product is annotated as mitochondrial ribosome associated GTPase 1. Gene Ontology annotation, molecular function: GTP binding. NCBI's taxonomy places the organism in Eukaryota, Metazoa, Chordata, Mammalia, Primates, Hominidae. Gene Ontology annotation, cellular component: mitochondrial inner membrane. The record is from RefSeq and is marked validated. Bases 65 to 1069 code for a protein of 334 amino acids. The transcript has 11 exons.
AGAGGCGGGUCGCAGCGGCGCAGAGGAGGUCAGCUGCGGGAGCGUUUCCGGGGACGGUGCCGCCAUGAGAUUGACCCCGCGCGCGCUGUGCAGCGCCGCCCAGGCCGCCUGGCGGGAGAACUUCCCCCUGUGCGGUCGCGACGUGGCGCGCUGGUUCCCGGGCCACAUGGCCAAGGGGCUGAAGAAGAUGCAGAGCAGCCUGAAGCUGGUGGACUGUAUCAUCGAGGUCCACGAUGCCCGGAUCCCACUUUCAGGCCGCAACCCUCUGUUUCAGGAAACCCUUGGGCUUAAGCCUCACUUGCUGGUCCUCAACAAGAUGGACUUGGCGGAUCUUACAGAGCAGCAGAAAAUUAUGCAACACUUAGAAGGAGAAGGCCUAAAAAAUGUCAUUUUUACCAACUGUGUAAAGGAUGAAAAUGUCAAGCAGAUCAUCCCGAUGGUCACUGAACUGAUUGGGAGAAGCCACCGCUACCACCGAAAAGAGAACCUGGAGUACUGUAUCAUGGUCAUUGGGGUCCCCAACGUGGGCAAGUCCUCCCUCAUCAACUCCCUCCGGAGGCAGCACCUCAGGAAAGGGAAAGCCACCAGGGUGGGUGGCGAGCCUGGGAUCACCAGAGCUGUGAUGUCCAAAAUUCAGGUCUCUGAGCGGCCCCUGAUGUUCCUGUUGGACACUCCUGGCGUGCUGGCUCCUCGGAUUGAAAGUGUGGAGACAGGCCUGAAGCUGGCCCUGUGUGGAACGGUGCUGGACCACCUGGUCGGGGAGGAGACCAUGGCUGACUACCUGCUGUACACCCUCAACAAACACCAGCGCUUUGGGUACGUGCAGCACUACGGCCUGGGCAGUGCCUGUGACAACGUAGAGCGCGUGCUGAAGAGUGUGGCUGUGAAGCUGGGGAAGACGCAGAAGGUGAAGGUGCUCACGGGCACGGGUAACGUGAACAUUAUUCAGCCUAACUAUCCUGCGGCAGCCCGUGACUUCCUGCAGACUUUCCGCCGUGGGCUGCUGGGUUCCGUGAUGCUGGACCUCGACGUCCUGCGGGGCCACCCCCCGGCUGAGACUUUGCCCUGAACUUGUCCGGGUAGGGAGGGCCGGAGGCAUGUGGCCUCCCAGACCUCCUGACCUGGGUGGUUGAGGCUCAAGACAGCUCACCCGGUCCAGAAGCUCCAUGCUGGUCACUAGGGUGCUGUGCUCUCUGGCGCCCCACAGCCUGGCCAGCUCCAGGGACCCCAGUUGCAGGGCCCAAGCAGGUGGGAGUGGACACCAGGCUUCCCAGUGGACGUCCCUGAGCAGCUCCGCAUGCUUGGUUCUCCCGGAGCUUCCUGCUCAGGCCUCUUGAGAAAUGGAUGCUGUCUCAGAAGGAGUUAAAGCUAUAACCUGUAACCUUUAAAAUCUCCAGUUAAAGGGCCUGUUUCUUACUGGCCUGUGAGGUGCACCGUAGUGCCUUGGGCCUGUGUGUUAAAGCUGCUCUCACCAGUGAAACCUAAGAAAUGAGCAGGUUGGCAGCUAGGGUUUGUGUUGGAGGCUUUCGGUCCAGUGUCUUGCAGUCCUACAACAAGUGAGAGGCUUGCUGCCAUCAGAGAGGUUUAUUUCACACUUACAGGCACACACAGACACAGACCAGAGACUCCCAGCAGCAGAGCCCAAGCACUGGCUUCGCCCCUCAGUGCCCUGGGGCAUGUUCAGGGCAGGGUUGAGGGGGACGCCCUGCACAUGGCUUUGCUGUGCAAUGACUGGAAGGCCGCCCGGCAUGGGCAGUAGAGACCCCUGGCCUCUGAGCACCUUCUAGCUCACGGGUAGUGGGAUUCUGCAUUAGUGGGGCUGAGAGAUGUGGGGGCCCCUCCAGCCCCAUUAUAGUGCACCUGAAGGGGUCCACAGCCUGUGUCCUAGAAGAGGGAAGAGGAAGGAAGGUGGGUGGGGCUGGUAGUAUGGACUAAGGUGCUGCAGGACCUGGGGCCAGGGACAUCCUGUGCAGAAGCUCCGGCUGCCUCUUUGCGGUGGUGGCCUGACCGUCCCACAGCAGCCUCCACCAGGGCCCUGGUGCUCAGUGGCCCCUCUUUGCUGGCUGGCUGCCUCUGCUGCCCCAUACCCCACACACUCAUCAGCCUGAAGUUAGCCCCUGAGUGCCACCUGCAUCGUGCCAUAACCCUGACCGCCUGGGGCAGGAAGUAUUCAGGUUGGCUGUGUCAGAUGCUAAUGUGCUGAAUCAACAGUCAUUGCAGAUCACGAAGUGUCCAUCAUAACUGGAACAUUCCAUCAGCUUGCAGUGCUGUGGUGUGUGAGGGUCUGGUGCAGCUCAGCCCAUUUUCCAGGUGGGCAUCUGCAAAGUUGAGGGGGCUCCGGUGGGUCUCUCUGCUGUGAGGAGACUCAGACCACCCCCUGCCUCCUGGGGGAAAUGUCAGAAGGGCUUCUCUGCCUAUGAGGAUCUGGGGCAGGGCUUGGCCUUGGCCUGCUGGUCUUGGAGGCGUUGAGCUUGGUCUGGAAGGGGUGGAGGAGCGUCUGGGCUCACUGGGCCAGGGGCAUUGCUGGCAGUGUGGACGGGAGGCUGCAGGGCGCUGCCUCCUGUGGCUUAGUGCCCUGGAGCUAGAGAGCAGUGCUUGGUUGAGUCCUGCCAACAGCUUCCAGAUCCUCACCCAGGCCAGAACCCAGGCCAGCUGGGGAAGGCAGAGGCUGGCAGGGCCCGUGGUGGGUGCUGGUCUUGACUUUGGUGUCCACUGAGUCCCGAGGCUCAGGCCCAGGAGGGAUGCAGUCCGGCUGAGGGCGAGGCUGUCCCCAGGACAUGGAGAGGGUGAGAUCCCAAGGCCACGGCGGGGGGCAGGGAGAACCCCUCCUACCCUGGAUGAGUGGGUGACUGGAGAGCUAGAGAACGUGGCAGACCCAAGACCUCUCAGUGCUGAGCCCAUGGAGGAUGCCCCAGGCUGGCGGGACUGGGAAGCAGAGGGCUGGUCUUAACACAGGUGUGUCCAGUGCUGGAGGCAAGUCCUUGUCGUGACUGUCCAGCGCCACUCCAUGUCUCUCCUGUCCUUGGAUGUUGGGGGGCUCAGCCUCUUGCAUGGGUGUCCUGCUGGGCGCUGGGCCCCGCCACUGGCCCCCUGCUUGCUUUGGGGUCUGAGUUAGCUCCUGGCUCCACUGAGCAGGCCGUCAGCUGCCAGCCCACCACGCGGAUACCCAGGCCCUGUUCCGAGGCCUGGAACAGCUGCUUCCGAAGAAGGGGCUGCCUUCAGGGAAAUGCGUGCACCGUGCAGCCUGUGCUGUGCCCAGGGAGGCCUCUUCAGCGGGAUUGGCAGUUGCUGUGCCCUGAGAACAGGCAGAACUGUGUGAUCCCUGAAUGUGAACCUGAAGUUCAAAGGACUUGGAAAGCUCUGGAAUGUGUUGGUUUUUCCCCCCCAAAAUGGGUCCUAAGGAGGGUAAAGUGACUUGUUUCAA